CCACUUACCUCCGAGGCUUACUAUUUUUUUACUGUCAGGUAUCCAAACCCGCAAUCAUGUCCGAAACCGCACCUGCCGCGCCGCCCGCGCCUCCUGCGGAGAAGGCGCCCGUGAAGAAGAAGGCCCGCAAGUCCGCCGGGGCCAAGCGCAAGGCGUCCGGGCCGCCGGUGUCCGAGCUCAUCACCAAGGCCGUGGCCGCCUCCAAGGAGCGCAGCGGCGUGUCGCUGGCCGCGCUCAAGAAGGCGCUGGCGGCCGCCGGCUACGACGUGGAGAAGAACAACAGCCGCAUCAAGCUGGGCCUCAAGAGCCUGGUGAGCAAGGGCACCCUGGUGCAGACCAAGGGCACCGGCGCCUCGGGCUCGUUCAAGCUCAACAAGAAGGCGGCCCCCGGCGAGGCCAAGCCCAAGGCCAAGAAGGCGGGCGCGGCCAAGCCCAAGAAGGCUGCCGGCGCGGCCAAGAAGCCCAAGAAGGCGGCGGGCUCGGCCACCCCCAAGAAGGGCGCCAAGAAGACCCCGAAGAAGGCGAAGAAGCCGGCGGCGGCCGCCGUGGCCAAGAAGGUGGCCAAGAGUCCGAAGAAGGCGAAGGCCGCCAAGCCCAAGAAAGCGGCCAAGAGUCCGGCCAAGGCCAAAGCCCCUAAGCCCAAGGCGGCCAAGGCCAAAUCGCCCAAACCCAAGAAGACUGCCCCCAAAAAGAAGUAAGAAUGAAGGGGACCCGAGAACACAAAGGCUCUUUUCAGAGCCACCCACUUCAUCUCAAAAAGAGCCACUUGUGCACAGUGGAGUCGGGAGAACCAGAACGACAGACUUAACAUUUUCCUCCAUCUGGUGAGUAGAGGGCUCUGGGGGGAACAGGCACACCCUGACCUUUCCCAGAAAAGCUAUCAGCUGCUAAAAGGCUUCUGUGUUUGGUCUAAGGGGGGUGCUCCCUGUUCCAGGUGCUUUCCCAGUACUCAUUAUGCCCUUGAGAUCCAGCCAGGUUGUUACAAAUAUCAAUAGCCUCCCUUUUAUUGCUGAGUUUGUGGUCACAUGUCAGUGAAAGCACUAAAUUGUUGCCUCUUUCAGGCCAUGACAAAUAAAGCUGUUAAGAACUUCCCA
Molecule: messenger RNA, 1094 nt
Organism: Pteropus alecto (black flying fox)
Lineage: Eukaryota; Metazoa; Chordata; Mammalia; Chiroptera; Pteropodidae
Product: histone H1.4
Exons: 1
Coding region: 57-698 (213 amino acids)
Biological process (GO): nucleosome assembly
Cellular component (GO): nucleosome
Molecular function (GO): structural constituent of chromatin; DNA binding
Source: RefSeq, a predicted model, not a curated record